Pyricularia oryzae 70-15 is the source of this 2491-nucleotide messenger RNA. RefSeq lists its product as uncharacterized. The transcript has 2 exons. Bases 333 to 2252 code for a protein of 639 amino acids. The record is from RefSeq and is a predicted model, not a curated record. NCBI's taxonomy places the organism in Eukaryota, Fungi, Ascomycota, Sordariomycetes, Magnaporthales, Pyriculariaceae. Gene Ontology annotation, biological process: neutral lipid catabolic process; multivesicular body membrane disassembly; piecemeal microautophagy of the nucleus. Gene Ontology annotation, molecular function: glycerophospholipase activity.
GCGCCGUUGUCGUCGUAACUUCCGUGGGGGAGGAGUCAAUACUCCGGACCGAGCUCUCGUCAUUACCUUCAACCUUUCUUUUACAUUGCCUAGGUAAUACCUAUGUCUAGCUGAUCGUUGUUGACGAUUUAUUUUUCGUCGGCCGACAUAUCUCUGCGGCUUAGCUUCGACCCAAAGUUUUACAUUCAUUUAUUUUACUUUGGUUCCUACCUCAUUUCCUUUCUGCUUCUUGUUGGCUCGUUCAACCUGUUCGUCCCAACGCGCUCCAAACGCCGGUGAUCUGCCACGGUCCGGCGUGCUUUCAACCACACCACACCAAAUCAUAACCCAACAUGAUUACCAGACGAAACUCCACGCAUAGGUGUACUUCUGCUGGCAGAAUCACCGCGCAACUGCUUUUAUCAUUUCUGGCAUUCUCCGUCGCGCCCACGGCUGCCAUCGCCCCGCAUGAUAACAACGCCCAUGAGCAGUUCGUCCUUCCGCUACCGCAGGCUCCUCUGGGGCCGCUGAAACCUGAACCUCCCGCUCCGGCCGAGCAUAAAUUUACACUCCGCCACAUCUACCACCACGGCACACAUAAGCAUCCUCGGCUACACAGAAAACAGGAUGUGCAUCAGCAAGAGGCAGGCAUUUGGCUGUCCGCCGAGGAUGGAUUCGAUAAACAUCGCUUGCCUGUGCUGAACGCCAGGAGUCGACCCGGAAGUAUAGAGAGACUAGUGGACAGACGCCCAUCAGUCGUUGAGCCGAUGGUGGCCCAGGCGAGGGAGAGGGGCUUUGUUUCAGUACUCUCUGCUGACGCGUGGACGGUCGAUGCCGUGUCGACACCGGAUGUGACAGACAAAAACACCAUUGUCAACCUUGCAUACAUGGCGGCGAAUGCCUAUGUUGAAACUCCCGACCUGCCGGACUGGGAGGACGUUGGAGAGGGAUUCAACAGAAGCGCCGAUUUUGGAUGGGAGUCCGAUGGAUUGCGGGGGCAUAUAUUUGCCGAUGAGAACAACUCGACCAUUGUUAUCGGGCUCAAGGGCACAUCGCUGGCUGUCUUUGAUGGCGAGGGCACGACGACCAACGAUAAAGAGAACGACAACCUCUUUUUCAGCUGCUGUUGUGCUCAACAGGGUCAGUGGACGUGGCGUCAGGUUUGCGACUGCGCGACCUCGUCAUAUGCAUGCAAUGUUACUUGUGUGUCGCAGUCAUUGCGCGAGGAAAACCGUUAUUAUAUGGCAGCCCGCGAGCUCUACUCCAACGUCACGGAGCUGUAUCCAACCUCCAAUGUCUGGUUGACAGGACACAGUUUAGGCGGGGCCGUCAGCUCGUUCCUCGGUCUGACCUAUGGUCUCCCAGCCGUCACGUUCCAAGCCGUUCCGGAGGCGCUUGCAGCGGGUAGGCUUGGUCUUCCCGUUCCCCCAUCCGGGAACCCUGAGCUUCCUCAGACAAGAGAGAACACUGGCGCCUAUCAUUUUGGGCACACUGCGGAUCCUAUCUAUAUGGGUAGCUGCAACGGAGCAACCGCGUCCUGCUCAUACGCCGGCUAUGCAUUAGAAACCAAGUGCCACGCUGGGUACGAGUGUGUAUACGACGUUGUAGCAGAUAAGGGGUGGCGAGUUGGUGUUGGCACACACAAAAUCCGCACAGUCAUCAAAGAUGUCCUCCUCAAGUACGACGAAGUCCCCGAGUGCAAGCUCACACCAAAGUGUCGCGACUGUGAGCUCUGGAAGAUGUAUGAAAGCAAUGGAACGGAGAGCACAACUACUUCAAGCUCAUCAACAACUUCAAAGGCGAUGACUCGGACUGAGACGUGCAAGACUCCAGGCUGGUGGGGAUGCUUGGAUGAAACGACGACGGCUACAUCGACAACAACGACAACGACAACGCCAUGCACUACCACAACUUCAACAACGACCACUUCAACGUGCAAGACCCCUGGAUGGUUUGGAUGCAAGGACAAGACAACAUCCACCACCACUACUACAAGCACUAGUAGCAUACCCACAGCCACUACCACGUGCGAGACUCCGGGCAAGUUCUGGGGAUGCAAUGACAAGACAACGACCACGGAGGACAGCCAUACUCUGACCCCUACUCCCACGCAACAUCCUAUCACUGCGCCACCGCAAGGACCACCAGCGGCAACUUCCACGCCAACCUCGGAGCAGAUCUCGCCCACUAAGCGCAAGUGUGUGCGUCGGAAUUUCUUGGGCUUCUGCAAGGAAUGGGAGAAGGUGUGUGAGAAGGGUAUGGGUGAGUUAUAACGAGCAAGUAUGACAAGGUUUUGAAGCUCAUAGAUUAUUGUUGUACUUUAAAUAAUUUUGCAUUUGGAACCGGGUUUGGAGGGCGUUUAUUGGUGCUUGAUUGAGAUAUAUCUUCUUGACCGGACUGAGGCUAUUUUGUAGUAAAGCGUUACUUUUUAGCUUUUUUGGCUGUGUGCCCGCAUAGGUAGGCUAGCAAUGUAUGCAGAACAUAUUGAAACUAUUCGAAUAUCGGUUGCAGG